Fusarium verticillioides 7600 is the source of this 1533-nucleotide messenger RNA. RefSeq lists its product as hypothetical. Bases 1 to 1533 code for a protein of 510 amino acids. The record is from RefSeq and is a predicted model, not a curated record. Gene Ontology annotation, biological process: cellular response to oxidative stress; hydrogen peroxide catabolic process; response to reactive oxygen species. Lineage: Eukaryota; Fungi; Ascomycota; Sordariomycetes; Hypocreales; Nectriaceae. Gene Ontology annotation, molecular function: heme binding; peroxidase activity. The transcript is spliced from 2 exons.
AUGAAGUUUACUGUCCUCAUUGCAGCUGCUCUGGCUGCUGCGCCUAUCCCAGAGGCUGCUGCUCACCCUGGCAUGGGAGAGACCAUCAAGGAGAUCGAACGAAUUGCUGCUCGUAGCUGGGGCAGCGGAUGGGGUGGAAACAAGUGGCCAGGACAAGGCAACGGCGGCGGUUCGAGCUCGUGGCCUGGUCAGAGUAACGGCAAUGGAGGCGGUUCCAGUUCUUGGCCUGGACAGACCAACAGUGGCGGUUCAAGCUCUUGGCCAGGACAGAGCAGUGGAAACGGAGGAGGAUCUAGCUCAUGGCCCGGCCAGAGCAACGGAGGUAGUGGCAGCGGCAGCAACAGCGGCAGUGGCUGGUCCGGAGACAGCUUUGAUGCCCACUCCCUCAUCGGCGACCUUGCCACCCUCAGCGACAAGUCCCUCACUUCAGUCGGCAGUGACAUCAAGAAGAUCCUUCAAGGCAACGGCAACCCCACCAGCCGCGAGCGCUACUUCGGCUGCCCUUCCAUGAACUCUCAACGUUGCAAGCGUGAUACCUGCUGUGUCUGGCAGUACAUUUCCAACGAGCUGGAGGACAAGUUCAGGGGCGAGGCUGGCCGCUGCACAAGAUGGGCUCGAUAUGCUGUCCGCAUCGGCUUUCACGAUGCCGGCACCUGGUCUCUCAAGACCGCUUCCCAAGGCGGCGGUGCUGAUGGCUCCAUCAUUCUCUCGAACGAGCUCACUCGUGGCGAGAACAUGGGUCUUCAGCAGAUUGGCGAGUACUACCAGACCAUCUACGACAAGUACCACACACAGUAUGGCUUCACCCAGGUCACCAUGGCUGAUCUGAUCCAAAUGGGCUCCAAUAUUGCUGCCGUUACCUGCCCUCUCGGUCCCCGUGUCCGCUCUUUCGUUGGACGCAAGGAUAGCACCAAGGCCAACCCCGGCGGUCUCCUGCCUAGCGUUAAAUCUGAUGCUCUCACUCUGAUCAACCUCUUCAAGGACAAGACAAUUGGCCCCGAUGACCUUGUUGCCCUGAUCGGUGCGCACACAACCUCUCAGCAGCAUCACACCAACAUUGAUCGUGAUGGCGACCCUCAGGACAGUACUCCUGGUGUCUGGGAUAUCCUCUUCUACCAGCAAACCAUUGAUCAGGACGCACCCAAGCGUGUCUACAAGUUCCCCAGUGAUGUGGCCCUCGCCAACCAUCCUCUUACCCAGCCUGCCUUUGAGGCCUUUGCCAGCGGCAGCACUGGCCAAGCUGCCUGGAAUGUGGACUAUGCACGCGCCUAUGUCCGUCUCAGUCUCUUGGGUGUCAACAAUAUCAACAGCCUCACCGAGUGCACAAAGGUUCUUCCUCAACCCGUCGAGUCCUACCGCCACAAGGACAAGGGCCGAUUCAACAAGUGGCUCCAGACCGACGAUAACUCGUGGACCUCCAAGAGCGUCUCCAAGGAUGUCGACGAUGGUUACGAGAUCUCUGUCCCUGAGAACAAGAUUCCCUCCAGGCGUGGUCCCUGGAAGACAUGGACCAGCACGUUCAAGUGGUGGUAA